GUAAACUGACGAACAUCGUUCUUCCCGGCAAACACGUACGGUAGGUACUAUAUGCUACCCAGCUACAUACAUGUCUCGAAUCGAAUCGAGUAUAUAUACCUAGAGGCUAGCUCCUGGUCGGAGAUCAACCGCUGCAGUGAUGUGGGCAGCGGUAUGUAAUGUAUGUAUGUAGGUAUGUGGGUCAGUAUGUGUGUAUGGAUGUGUGGAGAUGUAUGGAUGUAUGGAUGUACCUCGUCGUCACGGCGGAAGUACAUUGGGUAGUACGUACGUACGUACCUGUGUACGCCUUGUAUACUAUCUAUGUGCCGACCACAACGAUUCAUUCAUUAAUCCUCCCACCCUACCCAUCCUGGCAGAAAGAACUUAGAAGGAGAUUGACGAAAUCGGGAACGGGCAUCGUGGUGAUAAUUCGUAGUAUGUAGUUUCUUGCUCGGUGCGUAGGUAUGAUACGUCCUUCUUCCGGCUUUCAGCUUCCCUCG
Tricharina praecox is the source of this 479-nucleotide messenger RNA. RefSeq lists its product as uncharacterized. Bases 159 to 422 code for a protein of 87 amino acids. The record is from RefSeq and is a predicted model, not a curated record. Lineage: Eukaryota; Fungi; Ascomycota; Pezizomycetes; Pezizales; Pyronemataceae. The transcript has a single exon.